AUGUGCAUACUAACUUCAAUCCCGUUCUUCCCCUGUUGUUCUCUCCCCUUCCUUCCUCUGCUCUUUUCUCCCGUGCGGACUGCCAUCUGUGUCGUCCGUCCCGUCCCUCCUCCCUCUGUUCACCGCACUGCUCUCCCCCAGGCGGCGCUGCUGGCGGAGCUGCAGUGGCUCAACGCGCACGCAGCGGGGCAGCUGGGGGUGGUGCAAGGGAGGGAGGCAGAGGGGGCCCAGGCAGGGGGAGUGGCGGAGGGGGGGAUGGGGUUGGAUGAGUCGUUUCAGCGCCAGUAUGCUGUGGUGCUGCUGCAGCUCAGGGACACGGACAAGCAGGAGGAGGGCAGAGCUGAGGUGCGGUGGAAUGGCCCGGGCAGGGCUCCAGGAGGGGUAAAAGCAGAGAGCAGACAAGGGGGCGAGAGGGGUGCGGGCGGAGGGGAAGGGGGGAGAACUGAGCAGGAGGGGCAAGGUUUCCCAAAAAGGGAAAUGGUCGGGCAAGGGAGGGCGGUGGGUGGCGAGGAGGAGGCGGGAGCAGGUGGGGCGGUGUCAGCAGGUGUGCAGCAGAUGAUUGGAGAGGCACAGCAGCAGGCACAUGCCAUGGUGGGCGCGGCCCUGCACGCCCUCUCCCUCUGCCCCCCUGGCUCUGACCCCUCGCUGCUGCUCUCCCAUGCUCUCUCCUCCCUUCCCCCUCCACAGUUUCCCCCGCCACAUAUUCCGCCUCCACAGUUCCCCACAGCUCCACCCACCUCCAUCCCUCCACCUGCUAUCGCCCCUCCCACCACCAUGCCUCCUGCUCCGCCCGCUGCUGCUCCAAUGAUGCAGCCAUUGCAACCACAAGGAGCACUGCAGGCGAAUCAGCAGGCACCAGAGCAACAACUCCAAUUCCCAUUACCCUCACUUGCCGGCCCUCCAGACCCAUCGGCUUUACCUGCAAGUGAUGCAGACAACAUGGCACACCGCACGGAACCGCACUACACAGCAUCACAACACCCUGCACCGGUUCCUCCAUACGCUGUGUGCCCUGCGCCCCACCCUGCCAGCACCCCGCCUCCCCAUGCCUCACGAUACCGCCUGCUGCAGCUCACCCCCCAGGGCCCCGCCCUGAGAAGCCCCGGCAAGCACCCCUGCCCCGUGCCAGGGGCAGACGGGGGAGCAGGGGGGCCAGGGGGAGCAGGGGGGCGGUGGGAGGAGGGGGGGGUGGGGGCGAGGGGGCUGCUGUGUGCGUCGGAGGAGGGGGGGCUUGGAGGUGCGGAGGGCCAGGUUCGGGAUUCUGGUGCGGGGGAUGUGCGGACGGUCAUGCAGCAUUGCCUCGCCUCUCUGCUGCUCGUUCAGGCUGCGUGCAAACGCACUGACUUGUCAGCAUCCGACGUGCGUGGGAUCCUUCAUUUCUGCCAAUCGACACUCUCGUCCUUGGCGGCGGCGGCGGUGGCGGCGGCGGCGACGACCACGGCAGGGAGCGGCAGCGCGGGGCGGGAGGGCGCGCGGGCGGAGGGAGACGAGGUGACUGCGGCGAAGCAGAAGAACGAGCAGGCGGGAUUGGGACACGUGGCGGCGUCUGAGGGGCCGGCGGUGGACGCGGCGGCGCUGUGGCUGGCGUCGUUCCGUCACAUGUCGGAGUCCGUCGAGUCCGCCGCCGCGCUCUACAACCUGCUCCUCUGCGCGCUGCUGCUAGGUGUCGUCGGCGCUAAGGAGUUGUUUCUGGGCGAGCUGUCGCUGUUGGAGAUGCACAAGCUGGCGGAGCGACUCAUCGGCCACUUCUCCUUCAAGCUGCUGCUGCUGCUAUCGCUGGUGGACGUGCUAGUGGUGCAGCCCGUGUGGCUGCUGUGGUUUGCCGCUGUCACCGCCAUCAAGAUGUUCGGAGUGGUGGGCAAGGAGCGGUCGCAGCGCCUCAGUGCAUCACCCUCUGCACAGCCCUCCUCGCAUCUGCGCACGCUUGCCCUGCUGCUGCUCGUGCUACUCGCUAACCUGCUUCUGGCCGUGUGUCUACUCCCCUUCUUCGCCCCGGCGUCCCCAGCCUCCUCGCCCUCCGCAUCGCGCAACGUCAUGUCGCCCUGGCCGCGCCUCUCCGUGGGGCUGCUAUUCGCGUAUGAGCCACUCGUGAUCGCCAUCGACACCACGCAGACGUUGCUGCACUACUGCGUGCAUCUGCUCGAGGCCCACUCGGACCUGCUCGCUGCACACCUGCCGCCCGCCCUGCCGCUCCCCUCGCUCCUCGCCUCCUGUGAGUGGGCGGAGCUGCGCUCCUGGCUGCUAUUCAACGUGGCAUUCACAGCAGACGCCUCCUCCACCCUCCUCACCCUCGCGCACUGCGCGCUCGUGCUGCUCAUCCGCGGCUUCUCCUUCUCAGUGGUCGACCUCGUGCUCGUCUUCAACAUACGCACGCUCCUCGCCGCCCUCUCCAAGCGCGUCGCCGGCUUCCUUCGUUGGCACGCUGCCUUGCGCCUCCUCCGCUCCACCUUCCCCGACGCCACGCCUGCUCAGAUCACCGCGUUUGCAGACGACUGUGCCAUUUGCCGUGAGCCGCUGUCAUCUGCAAAGCGUCUCCCCUGCGGGCACCUGUUUCACCUGUCGUGCCUGCGCAGCUGGCUGGAGCAUGGGUCGCAAGCGCCCUACUCCUGCCCCACCUGCCGCCGCCCCCUUGAUAGCCUCCCCCCCAACGUGCUCUCGUCGCUCUCCCCUCCGCCCCAGCCCCCCCCUGCUGCUGCUGCUGCUGCUGCUGCUGCUGCUGCUGCUGCUGCUGCUGCUGCUGCUGCUGCUGCUGGGGGUGCUGCGAAUCAGCCUGCUCAGGAGGCUGCUUGGGGGGGUGGGUGGGGGCAAGGGGGAGGGGGGGAUGUGGGGAGGGGAGUGGAUCGCGUGUGGGGUGGGGAUGCAGGCCAGGGGGAGGGAGCAAGGGGAGGGCAUGGCGGAGGUCAGGGGGGAGAGGGGCAGCGUGGGGUGGGGGGUGGUGGGGGGAUGGGGGGAGGGGAGCGGCAGGAAGGGGGAGAGAGGGGAAUUGGGGGAGGCCGUUUUUUUUCCUCUUCCAUUUCGCUGAGGGGAAUGCGGUUCAGAGGGGGGAGUGGGAGGACCAGACAUGCGGGGGAAGAGGGGGCAGGCAGUGGGGCAGAACGGGGGACAGGGGGAGGGGGAGCAGGAGGGGAAGGGGGGCCGCCUGUGGAAGCAAGACUGGGGGCAGCAGCUGGAGGAGGGAGAGGAGGAGAAGAAGGAGGAGGGGGAAUGGUAUGUGCCCUCACAUGCCAUCCGACAGGUAUGUUCCCUCACAUGCCAUCCGACAGGUAUGUUCCCUCACAUGCCAUCCGCCAGGUAUGUGCCCUCACAUGCCAUCCGACAGGUAUGUGCCCUCACAUGCCAUCCGACAGGUAUGUGCCCUCACAUGCCAUCCGACAGGUAUGUGCCCUCACAUGCCAUCCGACAGGUAUGUUCCCUCACAUGCCAUCCGACAGGUAUGUGCCCUCACAUGCCAUCCGACAGGUAUGUUCCCUCACAUGCCAUCCAACAGGUAUGUUCCCUCACAUGCCAUCCGCCAGGUAUGUGCCCUCACAUGCCAUCCGACAGGUAUGUGCCCUCACAUGCCAUCCGACAGGUAUGUGCCCUCACAUGCCAUCCGACAGGUAUGUGCCCUCACAUGCCAUCCGACAGGUAUGUUCCCUCACAUGCCAUCCGACAGGUAUGUGCCCUCACAUACCAUCCGACAGGUAUGUGCCCUCACAUGCCAUCCGACAGGUAUGUGCCCUCACAUGCCAUCCGACAGGUAUGUGCCCUCACAUGCCAUCCGACAGGUAUGUGCCCUCACAUGCCAUCCGACAGGUAUGUUCCCUCACAUGCCAUCCGACAGGUAUGUUCCCUCACAUGCCAUCCGCCAGGUAUGUGCCCUCACAUGCCAUCCGACAGGUAUGUGCCCUCACAUGCCAUCCGACAGGUAUGUGCCCUCACAUGCCAUCCGACAGGUAUGUGCCCUCACAUGCCAUCCGACAGGUAUGUUCCCUCACAUGCCAUCCGACAGGUAUGUUCCCUCACAUGCCAUCCGACAGGUAUGUGCCCUCACAUGCCAUCCGACAGGUAUGUGCCCUCACAUGCCAUCCGACAGGUAUGUGCCCUCACAUGCCUUCCGACAGGUAUGUUCCCUCACAUGCCAUCCGACAGGUAUGUGCCCUCACAUGCCAUCCGACAGGUAUGUGCCCUCACAUGCCAUCCGACAGGUAUGUGCCCUCACAUGCCAUCCGACAGGUAUGUGCCCUCACAUGCCAUCCGACAGGUAUGUGCCCUCACAUGCCAUCCGACAGGUAUGUGCCCUCACAUGCCAUCCGACAGGUAUGUGCCCUCACAUGCCAUCCGACAGGUAUGUGCCCUCACAUGCCAUCCGACAGGUAUGUGCCCUCACAUGCCAUCCGACAGGUAUGUGCCCUCACAUGCCAUCCGACAGGUAUGUUCCCUCACAUGCCAUCCGACAGGUAUGUGCCCUCACAUGCCAUCCGACAGGUAUGUGCCCUCACAUGCCAUCCGACAGGUAUGUGCCCUCACAUGCCAUCCGACAGGUAUGUGCCCUCACAUGCCAUCCGACAGGUAUGUGCCCUCACAUGCCAUCCGACAGGUAUGUGCCCUCACAUGCCAUCCGACAGGUAUGUUCCCUCACAUGCCAUCCGACAGGUAUGUUCCCUCACAUGCCAUCUGACAGGUAUGUUCCCUCACAUGCCAUCCGACAGGUAUGUUCCCUCACAUGCCUUCCGACAGGUAUGUUCCCUCACAUGCCAUCCGACAGGUAUGUUCCCUCACAUGCCAUCCGACAGGUAUGUUCCCUCACAUGCCAUCCGACAGGUAUGUUCCCUCACAUGUCAUCCGACAGGUAUGUUCCCUCACAUGCCAUCCGACAGGUAUGUUCCCUCACAUGCCAUCCGACAGGUAUGUGCCCUCACAUGCCAUCCGACAGGUAUGUUCCCUCACAUGCCAUCCGACAGGUAUGCGCCCUCACAUGCCAUCCGACAGGUAUGUUCCCUCACAUGCCAUCCGACAGGUAUGUUCCCUCACAUGCCAUCCGACAGGUAUGCUCCCUCACAUGCCAUCCGACAGGUAUGUUCCCUCACAUGCCAUCCGACAGGUAUGUUCCCUCACAUGCCAUCCGACAGGUAUGUUCCCUCACAUGCCAUCCGACAGGUAUGUUCCCUCACAUGCCAUCCGACAGGUAUGUUCCCUCACAUGCCAUCCGACAGGUAUGUUCCCUCACAUGCCAUCCGACAGGUAUGUUCCCUCACAUGCCAUCCGACAGGUAUGUGCCCUCACAUGCCAUCCGACAGGUAUGUUCCCUCACAUGCCAUCCGACAGGUAUGUUCCCUCACAUGCCAUCCGACAGGUAUGUUCCCUCACAUGCCAUCCGACAGGUAUGUUCCCUCACAUGCCAUCCGACAGGUAUGUUCCCUCACAUGCCAUCCGACAGGUAUGUUCCCUCACAUGCCAUCUGACAGGUAUGUUCCCUCACAUGCCAUCCGACAGGUAUGUGCCCUCACAUGCCAUCCGCCAGGUAUGUUCCCUCACAUGCCAUCCGCCAGGCAUGUUCCCUCACAUGCCAUCCGCCAGGCAUGUUCCCUCACAUGCCAUCCGACAGGCAUGUUCCCUCACAUGCCAUCCGCCAGGUAUGUUCCCUCACAUGCCAUCCGACAGGCAUGUUCCCUCGCAUGCCAUCCGACAGGUAUGUUCCCUCACAUGCCAUCCGCCAGGUAUGUUCCCUCACAUGCCAUCCGACAGGUAUGUGCCCUCACAUGCCAUCCGACAGGUAUGUGCCUAUCAUCCGUCACAUCAUGCAUGCAACAGGUAUGA
Closterium sp. Yama58-4 is the source of this 5799-nucleotide messenger RNA. NCBI's taxonomy places the organism in Eukaryota, Viridiplantae, Streptophyta, Zygnematophyceae, Desmidiales, Closteriaceae. The record is from the annotation of a GenBank genome assembly.